UCUGAGUGGGCGCGAGCUGAAGAUGGUCCAACUGCUGCACAGCGUCCAACUGUGGAGACGGGUCCGACUGCGAAGACAGUAGACCCAUCUGUGGACGUGGGGCAUCGUUAUCGCACAGACGAUGAUAUGGAAUUGGUGAGUCGACGGGCACAAAGGAACUGGCAUUGUUCGCUAUCCGCUUCCUGCGUACUCUGCAAUUUGCGAAGGAGUGCUUCGGCGUCGGGCCUGAUGUUGAUUCACACCGUGCUCUUCCUCGAACUUGCUGUACGCCUGCUGAUCCGUCGGCGAAUUGGAGAUGGUGAUGUGAUACAGAACUGUAGCGACGUUCACGCAAAAGCGAAAGUGCGGACUCCAGACUCUCUAUACGAAGCUGUGUGGCUGGCUGACGUUGCUGGAGCUGAUGAAGCUGCUCGACGGCUGGGGUGUCAGACACAAAUGGGGAGGUGUAACUGCACUAACCCGAAGUCUGAAAUUGUACUCAGCAAUUGUGUUCGACAGGGAAGUGAACCGGUGAAAACAAGAAACACGAGUGAAACGAAAGAUAUGUUAUCGGCAUAG
Molecule: messenger RNA, 558 nt
Organism: Cylicostephanus goldi
Lineage: Eukaryota; Metazoa; Nematoda; Chromadorea; Rhabditida; Strongylidae
Source: the annotation of a GenBank genome assembly